This is a messenger RNA of Kluyveromyces lactis, 657 nucleotides long. Its product is annotated as dynactin subunit 5. The coding region runs from base 1 to 657 and encodes 218 amino acids. NCBI's taxonomy places the organism in Eukaryota, Fungi, Ascomycota, Saccharomycetes, Saccharomycetales, Saccharomycetaceae. The record is from RefSeq and is a predicted model, not a curated record. The transcript has a single exon.
AUGGACUGGAUAGAAACUGGCCAAGGUACUAGGAUCUCGAAGCAGGCUAAUGUCUUGGGUCCCGAUAAGAUUGUCCUUGCUGGCCAAUGUGUGAUUUCUCCCAAAUGUACUCUAGAAGGCAACGUGUUAUUGAUGGAAAAUUACGAUAAAUCGGCAUCGGCAUCAGCGAAGAGGAAGAAUCACAACAGGUAUACGAUAUCUGUAGGUAGGUACUGUAUUCUAGAGCCAGGAGUCAGGGUGAAGCCUCCUGUGGUCGGGUACAGGAAAAGUGAGGAUGAUUUGAAUUCAGGUAAAGUGGCAAUUCAUUCUGACCUUUUAAUGAAUUCAUACGUAUGGAUCGGUCAAGAUUGUAAAGUAUACUGCAAGAAAUUAGGGUCUCGGGUCGUACUAGGUGCGAAUACACACUUGAAUCGAUGUUGUGAGAUAGGAGACGUGGUGAUAAUCGAUGAUAAUCUUGUAGUGCCAGAACGAUAUAAGAUCCCAUCGUAUUCUCGAGUCUCUAGACAUCCGGACGUUGCAACUUCGAUUGUCGUUAAACCGUUACCUCCGAUGUUUGCACCGGUCAUUGAAAACUGGUGCCAGAAACGGUACCUAGGAGUUCAAUUGAAAGAGCAUUACUUGCCACAGAUGACAAUGCCCGGUGAACAAGAUCUAUGA